Equus caballus (horse) is the source of this 2740-nucleotide messenger RNA. Lineage: Eukaryota; Metazoa; Chordata; Mammalia; Perissodactyla; Equidae. The record is from RefSeq and is a predicted model, not a curated record.
AACCUUGUUAUUUCUUCACUAAUUUACUACCCUAAGCCAAAACCUCUUUGUCUUUUCAGUUCUUCACAAAUUUAUUGUUUCUUUGUCUAAACGAUAUAAAAGCCUCCUGCUUUGGUCACCUCUCUGAGUCUCAUGUUUUUAUGGGGAUCCCAUACAUACAAAAUUAAAUUUAUUUUUCUCCUGUUAAUCUGUCUUAUGUCAAUUUAAUUAUUAGACCAGCCAAAGAAUCUAGAAGGGAAGAAGGGAAAUUGUUUCCACCCCUUUACAGGGGUCCUGUUGGGCAGAUUGCCGAGCGAGUGCUGAUUAGGCAACUCCUGAUCGAGUGGUUUAAGAUUCCAUUUCUGGGAUAGCCAAAACUAUAAGUCUAGGUUUGGAGAAGUGAGGCUUAGCCUAAGUGGCUCCAUUUGGGUCCUAUUGUCUUCUUUUUAACAACGGAUAACACAGACUUAAUGGUUAUUGUUAUUUUAUUACUGAUAUUUUUCAAACAUGAAAAGUCUAAUGAAGUUCAUACUAUGAAUAACACAACUGACAAGGAAAUUUAGCUCUUUCUGUGCACAAAGACAAAAAUAGCCUGUUCCCCCAGCUCCCCCAACCUCAGCCAUAUAGACAACCCACCCAGGAACGAGGCCCUGAGGUUCCAUGGAUUCAGCCACAAGAAGGAGAGGGGGCGGGAAGAUGUCCAAAUCCAGCCCCCAGCUAAAGCAAAUAAUAAUAGCUUGAAGCUUAAAACAGAUCCAGGGAGGAGCUCAUUAACAUGGCAUUCGACACAGUUCAGCACCUCUGGCGUUUCUUAUUUUGAAAAUUGCUUUAGUCCAUUUGUACUUCCUUCUAUUCAUCAGACAACAAAAUGCAAACCUUUACUAAUAUAUUCACAUCUGACAAUGAACUCAUUUAGACUGGCCAAAAUAAUUGUUCAACAGGAACACAGGACUUCAACCUCAGUUCAGAAAAUCCCUGCAUCUGACGUAGGAGGAUUUAUAGGUUUAGUGGAAAUUGCUUUCUCCUGCUCUCCAGAUUACAUACUGUGGGUUGAUUUUUUUUGCAUGAGUAAACAUCCUUCUAAUAAUGAACAGUCCAAUAAUGGCUUAAGAGAGUAAAAGAACAUCCUUUCCUCUUUGCUGUUUCUUGAGUGAACAGUUUGGGUUUGGAAACCCAUGUUGGCUGUCCGGAAUAUGAAAGUUGGCAUCUUCCUUUUGUGGUGGGGAUGGGUUUCGGCCACUGAAAGCAGAGUGCACUGGAAAGAAAGAGAAGCACCCGAGAUGCCUAAGAAAGGCAGACCUCAGGCAUCAAGGAACAGACCAAAAGUACACAAAGAUGUCCACCAGCAAGUAUCCCCAAUUCUGAAACGAAGCCCUGACAUCACCAAAUCGCCACUGACAAAGUCAGAGCAGCUUCUGAGGAUAGAUGACCACGAUUUCAGCAUGAGGCCUGGCUUUGGAGGCCCGGCCAUUCCUGUGGGUGUGGACGUGCAGGUGGAGAGCUUGGACAGCAUCUCAGAGGUCGACAUGGACUUCACGAUGACCCUCUACCUGAGGCACUACUGGAAGGACGAGAGGCUGUCCUUCCCGAGCUCCAACAACCUCAGCAUGACAUUUGACGGACGGCUGGUGAAGAAGAUUUGGGUCCCCGACAUGUUUUUCGUGCACUCCAAGCGCUCCUUCAUCCACGACACCACCACGGACAACGUCAUGCUGCGGGUCCAGCCCGACGGGAAGGUGCUGUACAGCCUCAGGGUGACAGUGACUGCGAUGUGCAACAUGGACUUCAGCCGAUUUCCCCUGGACACACAAACGUGCUCGCUUGAAAUUGAAAGCUAUGCCUACACAGAAGAUGACCUCAUGCUGUACUGGAAAAAAGGCAACGACUCCUUAAAGACAGAUGAGCGGAUCUCGCUCUCCCAGUUCCUCAUUCAAGAGUUCCACACCACCACUAAACUCGCCUUCUACAGCAGCACAGGCUGGUACAACCGUCUGUACAUUAACUUCACGUUGCGUCGCCACAUCUUCUUCUUCUUGCUCCAAACUUACUUUCCUGCUACCUUGAUGGUCAUGCUGUCCUGGGUGUCCUUCUGGAUCGACCGCAGAGCAGUGCCUGCCAGAGUCCCCUUAGGUAUCACCACGGUGCUGACCAUGUCCACCAUCAUCACGGGCGUGAACGCCUCCAUGCCCCGCGUGUCCUACAUCAAGGCCGUGGACAUCUACCUGUGGGUCAGCUUUGUGUUCGUGUUCCUCUCCGUGCUGGAGUACGCGGCUGUCAACUACCUGACCACGGUGCAGGAGCGGAAGGAACGGAAGCUGCGAGAGAAGCUCCCCUGCACCUGUGGAUUACCGCAGCCACGUGCUGUCAUGCUGGAUGGCAGCUACAGCGAUGGGGAGGUGAAUGACCUGGGCAACUACAUGCCUGAGAAUGGAGAGAAGCCAGACAGGAUGAUGGUGCAGCUGACCCUAGCAGCAGAGAGGAGCUCCCCGCAGAGGAAAAAUCAGAGGAGCAGCUACGUGAGCAUGAGGAUCGACACCCAUGCCAUCGAUAAAUACUCCAGGAUAAUUUUUCCAGCAGCAUACAUUUUAUUCAAUUUAAUAUACUGGUCUAUUUUCUCAUAAAUGCCUGUAAUUCUAUACAUUUCACAUUCUUCUGUAUGUACUACAGAAAUACCUGAUGAAAAAUAAUUUAAGGUUAUGAUGAAAAGUUCCCAGUACCCACCCUUCUCCACCUUUCCAAAAAUACAUUGACAAGACACUUA